AUUAGCCACUUCCCGUCUGGCCCAUGUACUGUACAUAAACGGCCGGAUGGGAGCAGUGCAGGAGUGGGUUGUCGUUCAUAAACGGCGCCCUCUUUUUCUGGCUGUGCGCGCUCCCUGGGAGAGUGCGGCACCACAUUCCGGUGCCCGCUGUAUGCUGUACGGGACCUCUGUAUGAGGUCCCGAUCAUUGAUCACAUGAAUAGUAGUGCGCAAGAUGUCACUUGUGACAUCAUUACUUACUACGUGUGAAAUCUGUGAAUAAUCACAGAGGUCACAUGGUACAAGGC
Staurois parvus is the source of this 286-nucleotide messenger RNA. The record is from the annotation of a GenBank genome assembly. Lineage: Eukaryota; Metazoa; Chordata; Amphibia; Anura; Ranidae.